Molecule: messenger RNA, 1930 nt
Organism: Camellia sinensis
Lineage: Eukaryota; Viridiplantae; Streptophyta; Magnoliopsida; Ericales; Theaceae
Source: RefSeq, a predicted model, not a curated record
CUCUCUCUCUCUCUCUCUCUCUCUCUCUCUCUCUCUGUGUUUUGAUUCUCCAACUUUGAAGACCAGAGAUGGGGAAGCAGACCAAAUCCAAGUCCAGAAAACCAGAAAGCUAUGGUAAAGGGAAAGUCACUCCAGUCCAAAUCGCUUUUAUCGUGGACCAAUAUCUCUCCGACAACAACUUUUCUCAAACUCGCUCCACUUUUCGCACCGAAGCCUCCGAUCUCAUCUCUAAAUCUCGAGUUCAAGAGGCGCCGAAGAGUUUGUUGACUUUGGGGGCAAUUUUGGAUGAGUACAUAUGUUUGAAGGAGCAAAAAGUGACGUUGGAUCAAGAAAAGUACUGUUUGGAGAAGGAGAAAAUUCGGGUUCAGACGCUGUUGCGGGGAAUGCAAGAUGUAAUGAACGGUUACAAUGCCGGUGGAAGCGCCACCCCUCCUCCGCCGCCCAUGGUUUCAUCAGUCGCUGCUCCUCAGAUAGACUUACCAAUUAAGUCCCCCGCCGAUUAUCCUGUGUACAACACCCCAAUAAUGAUGCCAUCAUCCAAUCCCUCCAACACUCAAAUGGAUGCAUCAAAUUUCUCGACACCUAUUACAAAUCAUCCAACUGCAAAAAGAAGAAAGAGUCCAAAAGAUGUUCCGGAUAUCCCUUCAACUGCAAAGAGAUUGUGUAGUCACUUACCCUCCAAUCAGCUGCCAAUCAAAGGUAAUAGUACUUGUUCACAAUCAAGCAAUGCAGUGACUAACCCAAAAAAUGGCCUGCAGUUCUCUGCAGUUCCAUCAUCACCUCAUGAUAUGGUGCUUAAUGGGUCACCACCAACUAAUUUCCCUGUUCCUAAGACACCUCUCCGAGCGAAUUCCUCAGCCAAUAAAUCUGCUUCUCCACUGGAAACUUCUUCAGCUGUUACUUCUGAUAACGAUGUUUCUCCACAGCAAAAGACUUCUGCUAAUUGCAUUGUGAUUUCCUCAGAGACAAUUAGAGUGAGCCCUGUCAAACAGCUAACCUACUAUUCAAUAGAGAGAAACCACUGCUUUUCUUCUUCCUCGCCCGUCAAGACAAACUUGAAUAGGCUUAACAAGAGGGAUCAUGUAAAGGGAAGGCUAGAUUUUGAUGGUUCUGACAACUCAUGGAAACCAAUUCCUGAUGGGAUUUCAUUAUCUGAUUCUAACAAGGAAGGAGAGAUUUUUGACUUGGAUUUGCCUAAUUUGGAUGCUUUUGGUAUUGAUUUCUCCCUCAGUGAAUUGUUGGUUGAUUUUGAUCUCGGCGGGGAAUUUUCUUGCUCAUCACUGUUGGAUUCUUCUCCAAACUCCCAUUCUGGGUCACCACAUGAACCAUGGAAUGUUGAUUUGGGGGCUAAUCAAGUUUUGUCCGAGCUUUCAUCAACUGUGACAGAAAUUUUUUCAGAGGAAGACACAAAUGUACAAGGCCCAGAAUCUGUGACUUCUGUAAAAUCCACAACAAAAUGCAUUCAGAUUUUAAGUCCUGUGAAAAAUCAUAGAAGCUCCUCUUUGGAUCAGGAGAAUUUGUCUGCAAAAAGUUGACUGGUUUAACUAUAAAGAUGACUCUUACAUGGCACCAGUACAUUACUAAACAUGUGUACGAGCCAAUAUUGGUUUUAGUCUAGCGUUAAAUUAGCGGUUCUUUUAUUUGCACAUAAAUUGAUUAUAGAACUGGACAUAAUUCAUAAUUCUCUCACAUAGGUGUGAAACUUAUAAAUAGGUGAGACUCGUCUCAUGUGAGUGUAUUAUGUUCAAUUUUGUAAUUGGUCUUUACGUUCUAGGUUUUUUCUUAAAUUAAUUCCCUUACAGUACUAAAAAUGUCCUUUUUUAUAACCUACGACUGGAAAACUGAUGAAGAUCUUGAAGAAUACAAAGUUGUAAGCAUUCUGAUGUAUUGACAAUUUUUUUGGAAUACAUAAUGCUGAUUUUAUAUUGGA